Messenger RNA from Trachemys scripta elegans, 1594 nucleotides. RefSeq names its product chromosome 2 C8orf89 homolog (gene C2H8orf89). NCBI's taxonomy places the organism in Eukaryota, Metazoa, Chordata, Testudines, Emydidae. The record is from RefSeq and is a predicted model, not a curated record. The transcript is spliced from 8 exons. The coding region runs from base 226 to 1053 and encodes 275 amino acids.
CCGGCCGGGCCGCUCUCCCAGGCUCCGGGCUCGCAGCGUGGGGGGCUCCUAGGCUGGUGCCGCGGGCGCCGCCUGGUGACUCUGUGGCGGGGCGGGGAUGCUGCUGCCCGGGGCCGCAUCCCGCUGCCGCCGGGACUCCUCUUUCUCCUGCUGCAGCCGCCGGGCACCUCCCAGCCCCCUCCCGCCGCAGCCGCCCGGGAGCUGAGCCCCGAAGCUAGCCGCACCAUGAGCAGGAACCAGCCCCGCUGGGGGCACCGGGAAUCAUAUGUAAAAGACAUUAAAUACCCAGAGUCAUCAUUCCUCUCUGAAUGCAGAUCGCUUUCAUCUCAGGCAUCAAAAGAACAAAAAAUGCCAAGUCUAAUGUCUGACCACAAAUAUCUGAAUAAUAAAGCCUCAGGAAGAUCAUUGGGAUGUUUUCCCUUUGAAAGUAACUGGAGGAGUGCAUUGUUAAAGACAGAAAGGAUAAAAAAAGCAGAAUACUCUUCAACCUUUGACUUGAGAGACUGCGAGGAGAGUGCUGCAGUACCAAACCUUACUCAAGGAGUCCAGAGCUAUCAAGAAAACCCAUCUCCUAUUCUGCAGAUGAAAAAAGGAUUUGCAUAUGGUGCUGCUAAACCAUUUCCAACUGGCUCUUAUAGUGAAGAUGAGCAUAAUUGUGUGCCAACUUCAUACAUACUUCCACAGACCUCAUCACAGUACUUAGGAUACGAGUUUUGCAAAAAUAGGGGAGACAUAACUGUGGUGGAUCUGCAGAAGAGAGGACUAGAUUCUUGGAACCCAAGUCCACUGAAGAUGCCAGCCAUUCAUGAUGGAGGUGGAGAGAUAGGAGCUUUGAGAUCCAAGAAGAAUAACCACAUUUCCAGCAUAUGUUCACUUCCAGCGGGACCCAGAUACAAGUUUGAGGCUACUUGGCACUCAGAGGGCUUUAUGAAGUGUUUUGUAGCUGUAGACUUCACAGAAUCUUCCCACUAUCCACAUUUUGCACAUGGAGAAACUGCGACAGAAGCUGUGACUGUCAGAGCUGGGAUUAGAACUGAAGUUACUGAUUGCUAAUCUUGUGCUCCACGAGUAGAAUACUGGUCUCUAAACAGUAUGAUGAGAUCAGAGAAAAGAUUACUCGAAUGAACCCACUGACCUCCAGUGUCACUACAUUUGAGGAGGAAAGUAACUACCAACAAGUACAUGAAACAUCUGUGUUGUAACUUUUUCAUUAGAAGACUAUCUCUGAAAAGUGCUACUUCUAAACUCACUUGACCAUAUUAGCCACUUAAACUUUGUUAUGCUGAAAUAUCGAUCUAGCAAGUACCGUUUUUAGGUUAGUUUGGUUCCAAAUCACAAUUGUAUUUAUUCUGCUUGGAAGGGUUAGUAGGUAGCAAAUUAAUCUGUCAACAGUAUCCUGUGUAAUACUUUAAUAUUUGUAAUGAUACUGAAAUAAAAAUGUCUCCAGAUACAAUGCAUACCUUUGUUAUUAAAAGCCCCUUAUAUAAAAAUAUUUCUGCAUGUGUAGGUAGAUGAGCUAAAAAGCAAUGUGAAAAGAAGUAGGAGAAAAUGAAUAAUAGUGGGACUGAAAACCAGACAGAGAUCUGUUUUUUUU